CACGAGAGUACAGUUGAAUCCCUGUGUCGACUUUUCCCAUUUCCUCACCGGAUUAUCGCCAUUUCCACCCCAUUGAGCACGACGGAAGUCUCGCAGCCAUCACCGAAAUACUCACAGCGAAGCCAUCAGACCGGCCGGCAGUCCCCGGGUGUGAAUAUUAUACGUACACUCUACAUUAGUGCAACAUGAAGCUUUUUGCUCUUUUGAGCGUCCUCGUGACCCUCCUGGCCAGGAUCCACUGCGAGGCGGAGGUGAAGGUGGAGGACGGCGUGCUGGUGCUCACCAAAGACAACUUUAAGGAAGUCACAGAGAAGAAUGAAUUUGUCCUCGUGGAAUUCUAUGCUCCGUGGUGCGGACACUGCAAAGCCCUGGCGCCUGAGUACGCCAAGGCCGCCAAGACGCUGGCCGAGCGCGAAUCGGACAUCAAGCUGGCCAAGGUGGACGCCACGGAGGAGAGCGAGCUGGCCGAAGAGCACGGAGUGCGCGGUUAUCCUACGCUGAAGUUCUUCCGCAAGGGCAGCGUGAUCGACUACACCGGCGGCCGCCAGGCUGAUGAUAUCGUCACGUGGCUGAGCAAGAAGACCGGGCCGCCGGCGCUGGAGCUGGAGACUGUGGAGGCGGCCGAGAAGUUCCUGGAGGACAACCAAGUGGUGGUGGUGGGCUUCUUCAAGGAUCGCGAGUCUGACGCCGCCAAGGCCUUCCUGGCUGUGGCCAAUGCCGUGGAUGAGUAUCCGUUCGGUGUGACGAGCAACGAGGAUGUGUACAAGAAGUACGAGGCCAAGUGCGGAUCUGUGGUGCUGUUCAAGAAGUUCGACGAGGGCAAGGUGUUCUUCGAGGGUGACGUUGAGGAGGAGAAGCUGAAGAAGUUCGUGCUCAGCGAAUCCAUGCCACUCGUGGUGGACUUCAAUCAUGACUCAGCUCAGCGCAUCUUUGGUGGCGAGAUCAAGAAUCACCUGCUGUUCUUCCUGUCCAAGGAGAAGGGUGACUUCGAGAAGUAUGCCGAGCCUGCCAAGGCGGUGGCCAAGAAUUUCCGCGAGCACGUGCUGUUUGUCUCCAUCAAUUCUGACGAGGAGGACCACCAGAGGAUCCUGGAGUUCUUCGGCAUGAAGAAGGAGGAGGUGCCGGCCGUGAGGCUGAUUCAUCUGGAGGAGGACAUGGCCAAGUACAAGCCUGAGAAGAAGGAUCUGUCGCCGGAGUAUGUGAAGCAGUUCGUGCAGGACUUCCUCGAUGGCAAACUCAAGCAGCAUCUGUUGAGCCAAGAUCUGCCUGACGAUUGGGACAAGGAGCCCGUGAAGGUGCUGGUGUCCACGAACUUCGACGAGGUGGCGCUGGAUAAGGAGAAGGACGUCCUGGUGGAGUUCUAUGCGCCCUGGUGUGGACACUGCAAGCAACUGGCACCGAUCUUCGAUCAGCUGGGCGAGAAGUUCAAGGAUAACGAUAAGGUGGUGAUCGCCAAGAUGGACGCCACGGCUAACGAACUGGAGCACACCAAGAUCUCUUCUUUCCCCACGCUCAAGUUCUACAAGAAGGGCGACAAUGCCGUUGUGGACUACAAUGGCGAGAGGACUCUGGAAGCCCUCGCGAAAUUUGUGGAGUCUGGCGGAAGCACUCCAGCCACAUCUGAGGAAGAGGAAGAGGACGCGAAGGCGGAUGAGCACGCAAAGGACGAAUUGUAGACUUCCGGAAGCGAUUGAGAGAGGGAUGAUAUAAAGUGUGUGAAUGCGGCAAAAGCGUAGAUUAACGGUGUGAAAGAGUCCCUCUCGGAACCUCUUUCCCUUCUCACAAACUCUCCUCGUUUCACUUCUUCUAUUUUUUUUAACCUAUAAUUCCCCUUCUCAUUUUGUUGUAAGUCUUUUUUUUUUGUAAAAGAGUACCAAGAAGAAAGCUAGAGUUUAGUGACUAAUAUUUCGAGAUGAGAGCAAAAGUAUAUAUUAUAUAGAAAUUUGUGUAAAUGGAAUAAUCGAGACUGUUAAGAGAAUUUUUCAUCGAGGAAAUCCACGGAAGACCGUGAAUGCCUCACACUGCAGUGUUUACUAACAUUCCCUACAGAGCGACUAUAUACUUGAUUGAUAUUCUAUCUCUUAACUUAUUUCAUCUUUAAGAGAGGUAUUAAAAUGGCACAAGAGAAAAAAAGGGUCUGUAGCAGAGCGCAUUUCUACUGAGAAAUUGAAUAAAAUGAUUGGGAAAGAGAGUGA
Molecule: messenger RNA, 2195 nt
Organism: Phlebotomus argentipes
Lineage: Eukaryota; Metazoa; Arthropoda; Insecta; Diptera; Psychodidae
Gene: Pdi
Product: protein disulfide-isomerase
Exons: 4
Coding region: 186-1676 (496 amino acids)
Biological process (GO): protein folding; response to endoplasmic reticulum stress
Cellular component (GO): endoplasmic reticulum
Molecular function (GO): protein disulfide isomerase activity
Source: RefSeq, a predicted model, not a curated record